GAGAACAUAGCCUUCUAUUACCAUUUAGGCAUUUACCGGUAAUUAACAAACACCAGAUUCUCCAGUUUAUCCUCCAUCAAAGAUCAAACGUUCAAAAUUUGUUCCAUUUUAGAAUUUAAUAAAUCCCCAAAACCCUGAGAUUUUCCCUCUCUCUCGAUUAUCGAAGAUCUGAUUUUCGAAAUCGACGGAGAGAGAAAGAGAAAUCGCGGGUAUCAAAUCAACCUGUCUCGUCUUUGAUUGAUCCCCAAAUAAUUAGGGCUUGAUCCUUCAAUAUGCGAUUCAAUUGAUAAAUGCGUGCAAUUGCAAAACAAAGCUUAGAUUUCAGAUGCAAUUAGGGUUUUUUCUGCGAUUCGUUUCAGAAGGAAUGAAGGUUUAUUGGGGUUGAUUAAGGAGUUGGUCAAUAAUGGUGGCGCCGAGGGUUUUGAUUGGAGGAGGAGAUGAAGGGAAAUUGCGAGACGAAGAAAGCGCGAAGAUGGAGGAUUCUCCGUCGAGCAAGAGGAAUAGAUUAGAAGGGAGGUUUCCAUUGACGAGGUGGGAGCUAGCUGUUGCUAUGGCGGUGUUCUUCGUCUUCGCCAUUGGUCUUUUCUUCAUUUUCAUGAAAAUGCCAGCUGCUGAAUAUGGCAAGAUUAAGGUUCCCCGCUCCAUUGCUGAUCUUCGAUUGCUCAAAGACAAUCUUGCAAUAUACGCCAGUGACCAUCCAGCACAAUUCGUUCUUGGUUACUGCUCAGUAUAUAUCUUCAUGCAGACAUUCAUGAUUCCUGGAACAAUAUUUAUGUCCUUGCUGGCUGGUGCCCUCUUUGGUGUUUCUAGAGGCCUUCUGCUGGUUGUGUUUAAUUCGACUGCUGGAGCAUCAUGCUGCUAUUUUCUGUCUAAGUUGAUUGGGAGGCCCAUAGUUAACUGGUUGUGGCCUGAAAAGUUGAGAUUUUUCCAAGGAGAGAUAGCAAAGCGUAGGGAGAAGUUGAUGAAUUACAUGCUUUUCUUGAGGGUGACCCCAACCCUGCCCAAUCUUUUUAUCAACUUGGCGUCUCCUAUAGUGGAUAUACCAUUUCAUGUCUUCUUUCUAGCUACAGUUGUUGGUCUUAUUCCAGCCUCGUUUAUUACUGUGAGGGCGGGCCUUGCGCUUGGAGAACUGAAGUCUGUAAAAGAUUUAUAUGAUUUCAAAACACUGGCCGUGCUUUUUCUGAUUGGUUCUGUCAUAAUCUUUCCUGCUAUUAUGAAGAGGAAGCGAACCUAUGAAUGAGGGACACGUGUUUCGGUUAACCCUCGCGGUUCUAACAGAAGCUGAUGAUAACAAAGAUCGCUUGUUUGAUCGUAUGAUUUUACAGCUGACAGGAGAUAAUGUGGUCAUUUUGGACCAUAAGAUGGGUUUCAAAUCUUGCAUAUAACAUUUGAGAGAGUUACAGGUCUUAGUCCUAAUUUGCGGGUUACUUAUACUACGUAGUUGGUUAAGACUGGGGGAAAAAUCAUACGGAAUGUCGUUGGACUUUUACGAUGUUGAUGAUGGGUGUAACAAUUGUAUGAAUUAAUAUGCAGGCUGUAGUAGCAUUUUGCAUUACCUUAUAUUCAUAUUUGUAAACAUAGUUUGUUUUCGAUGUAGAUGAAAAGAAAAGAAGUUGAAUGAAAUCUGUUGUAAUUUGUAAA
This is a messenger RNA of Spinacia oleracea (spinach), 1641 nucleotides long. RefSeq lists its product as uncharacterized. Gene Ontology annotation, biological process: autophagosome assembly. The transcript is spliced from 4 exons. Gene Ontology annotation, cellular component: endoplasmic reticulum. The record is from RefSeq and is a predicted model, not a curated record. The coding region runs from base 404 to 1240 and encodes 278 amino acids. Lineage: Eukaryota; Viridiplantae; Streptophyta; Magnoliopsida; Caryophyllales; Amaranthaceae.